AAUGAUAGCUUUUACUCUGAAAAAAGGGGAAAAAAAGGAAGAAAGAUGGCGUGCGAGGUUCAAGGUGAGGGAGAUCCAAGCCCUCUUGCUACAUCACCGUCAACACAGCGUAAGCUGAAUGGAAAUUGCUAUGGGUGCGGGCAGAAAGGUCACUGGAUAGCGAAUUGCCCCACCAAGAUCGGCAAAGGAUCGUCCACACCACCCGGAUCCCACAACAAUGUACCUGUGUUGCGCUGCGGUUGCCAUAGGACUUGCCGCGUUCGUGUUUCCCAUACAGAGAAAAAUCCAAAUAGGAAGUAUUAUUAUUGUCCUGAGUGUGAGUUUAUUGGUUUUUGCGACACAUUUGAGGCUAUAGUGUGUCCCUGUGGCGCUGGUUUCUGCACCAUCAAUUUGGAAGGAGAUGGGGAAAAAGGGCCAAAGAAUUACCACAAGCAAAACAAGAGAUACUAUUAUACUUGCCGAAUAAAAAAGGGACAUGGAGCUUGUGAUUUCACUCAAUUUGGCAGUGCUCAACAUCCGUGGCCUUCUCCAGUGGUGCCUAUAUUCUCCCCGAAAGAUAAACCACCAUUGGAAGAGACUCCAACGCAUCAUCCAGUAGCAAGGAAUCAACAAGAUUCUUCUGAUGGGUCCAACCUGGUCACCGUGGAGGGCAGAAUCCAUGUUUCCCGUUUAGGAUCCCAAUCUGAGAUUCAUGGCCGUCAAAUUGCAUUCUGUAAUCAGAUGUCUAGUGCAGGGGAUUCCCCAACUCAAUGUAAAAUUGUUUACAUUUUGGGCGUGCGGGUGUUUGGUUGGUUAGGCAGGCUUGUUUUCUCUCCCUCUCGAUCUUUAGCUGAUCCUCCCUUUUACUAUGCAGAUAUUUAUGAUCAUAAUAGAACUUCAUCAAUAUGGCAAUUGUCUCAUGCCCCUUCUGUUAAUGUUGUUGCCCUUGAACAAGUAUUCCCUGCAUCACCAAGAGAGGAUGCCCAUCCGUUUGGCAUUCCUUCAAGCCACAAGAGGCUUCGCAAUGCAGGGCAAAAUGAUCCUCUUCUGGGAGAUCUUAUGGAGCGGCAUAUGAUUGAAAAGUGCCGGUAUGAUGACAUUUGCCAAAUGCAUCAAGAGGCUCUGUCUGCCUUUACAACUUGUGAUAAGCAACUUCAAUCUCUUCGGGAAAGGAGUGCUGUUAUUAGGAAUAUGCUUGGGGAAGUAGAGAAGCUGUUGCUUCCUUGUGAGACUGAGACUGAAAAGCUCAAGAAUGAUGUCCAAGAGUUAUCUAAACAGUUGAUGCACUCAAAAAGAAAGAUGGAGGUCACAUCUCGAGAAUUGAUGGAAGCUGUUAGAGAUGAUUUAGAGAAGGCGAGAUAUUAGCUACCUUCUGUUGUUGUUGUGAUGUCUACAUAUUUAGCCUAUCUGUAGCAGUAGCAGUAGCUGUGAUGAAGGUUGUCUGCGGCAGAAUGGAAGGAAAUGAAUGAAGCUAGGAAAUUUGCUUAAUGUAUAUAUAUAUAUAUAUAUGUUUGAUCAUUAGUGUAUAAUGUCAUGUGAUGAAUGAACGUGAUGUAAAUUU
Molecule: messenger RNA, 1540 nt
Organism: Rubroshorea leprosula
Lineage: Eukaryota; Viridiplantae; Streptophyta; Magnoliopsida; Malvales; Dipterocarpaceae
Source: the annotation of a GenBank genome assembly